This is a messenger RNA of Rhodotorula graminis WP1, 474 nucleotides long. RefSeq lists its product as uncharacterized. Bases 1 to 474 code for a protein of 157 amino acids. The record is from RefSeq and is a predicted model, not a curated record. NCBI's taxonomy places the organism in Eukaryota, Fungi, Basidiomycota, Microbotryomycetes, Sporidiobolales, Sporidiobolaceae. The transcript has a single exon.
AUGGCUCGCAGCAAGAUGCGCUCGGUCAAGACGAUCGGCUUCGGGCGGCUCCCACGUCGCCGUGUCGACCCUGCGCUCGACGAGUCCGAGUCGACCGACAGCUCGACCUCGCCCUCGCGCGCCGCGUCCCCCGAGCCAUCCGAGCCGGCCCGCUCCGCCGCGCCAGAGCCUGAGCACAAGCCGGAGCCCGCGCCACCUCAACUCGCAGAGCCCGCCUCGACCGCCGCCGACCCACCCUCGACCUCAGCCGCCGCGACCGCCAACCUGUUCGAGCCCGCCCGCUCCGCGGCGUCCGAGCCCGAGCCCAAGCCCAAGCCGGACCUUGUCGUCGACGACGAGAUUGCCGCGGCGAUCAAGGCCGUCAAGGAGGCGCGCAAGGCCGUCAAGGAGGCGCGCAAGGCCGCCCAGGCCGCGAAGAGGGCGGCCACGUCACUCGACGACGAGCGGCAGGUCAAGCGCGUCAAGCGCGAGUGA